Scleropages formosus (Asian bonytongue) is the source of this 2346-nucleotide messenger RNA. RefSeq names its product BAR/IMD domain containing adaptor protein 2a (gene baiap2a). The transcript has 14 exons. Gene Ontology annotation, biological process: plasma membrane organization; actin filament bundle assembly; actin crosslink formation. Gene Ontology annotation, cellular component: nucleoplasm; cytosol. Gene Ontology annotation, molecular function: protein binding; cytoskeletal adaptor activity. The record is from RefSeq and is a predicted model, not a curated record. Lineage: Eukaryota; Metazoa; Chordata; Actinopteri; Osteoglossiformes; Osteoglossidae. Bases 260 to 1903 code for a protein of 547 amino acids.
CGGGGUUUAACGCAAAGGGGCGGGACCGAGCCGCAUUGAAAGAGCUGCUCAGCAGAGAACACCGUUUUUUCUUCCCUGCUCGACGAGAGAGUUCGAGGUUUACGUGCGGCUGCAGCGCGCAAACGCUCGCCUAUCGCUUCUCCUGUCUUGACACAAGUCCCGGAGCUCCUGUCGCGAGCUGUACGCGUGUUCGCUGUGUUGCCGUGCGUAUUUUUUUUCACCCGGAUAACUCCUCCGGCAGAAGAAAAGUGCGGUGUGUAUGGUUUUAAGGGGAGCUGCCGACAUGUCUCGAACCGACGAGGUGCAGCGUAUGACGGAGAAUGUCUAUAAGACCAUCAUGGAGCAGUUCAACCCCUGCCUGCGGAACUUUGUUGCCAUGGGAAAGAACUACGAGAAGGCCCUCUCCAGUGUGACAUUUGCAGCCAAGGGCUACUUUGAUGCCCUGGUGCGAAUGGGCGAGCUGGCCAGCGAGAGUCAAGGGUCGAAGGAUCUCGGGGAUGUUCUCUUUCAAAUGGCUGAGGUUCAUCGACAGAUUCAAGUUCAGCUGGAAGAAAUGCUGAAGUCCUUCCACAAUGAGCUGCUGACGGAGUUGGAGAAGAAAGUGGAGCUAGACGCUCGAUAUCUCAACGCAGCACUGAAGAAGUACCAGAUGGAGCACAAGAGCAAAGGGGAGAGUCUGGAGAAGUGCCAGGCAGAGCUGAAGAAGCUUCGUAGGAAGAGCCAGGGCAGCAAGAACCCCUCCAAGUACAACGACAAGGAGAUGCAGUACGUGGAGACCAUCAGCAGCAAGCAGAGCGACCUGGACGGCUACAUUGCCGAAGGCUACAAAACGGCGCUGUCAGAGGAGCGGAGGAGGUACUGCUUUCUCGUCGACCGCCAGUGCGCCGUGGCCAAGCACAACAACGCCUACCAUGGCAAGGGGAAAGACCUUCUGACCCAGAAGAUCCCAGUGUGGCAACAGGCCUGCUCCGACCCCAAUAAGCUUCCAGACAGAGCCAUGAUCCUGGCCCAACAGAUGACGGCCAGCGGGGGGCUCCUCUCCAGCCCCCUGCACUCUUCAAAGAGCAACUUGGUCAUCUCGGAUCCCAUCCCCGGGGCCCAGCCGUUGCCGGUGCCGCCCGAGUUGGCAGCCUUCAUGGGUAGUGGACAGAGGAUGCUGGGAGCGGAUGGGAUGUCCUUGAUGAACGGCACGACGGGGGUUCACGGAGACGACUACCCCCACUGGGCCGACGUGCCAGUGGCCCAGGUCCGGCCGUCUUCUCCGCAGCCCCAGGUGCAGUCUCAGAGGCAGGUCAGCGACGUCUACUCGAACACCCUGCCCGUCCGCAAGCCAGCACCCGCCAAGAACAAGGCCUCCGUUGCAGGUGAGACCCGGACCCUACCCAGGUCCAGCUCCAUGGCGGCGGGGCUGGAACGCAACGGACGCACCCGCGUGCAGGCCAUCUUCUCCCACGCCGCUGGCGACAACCGCACCCUGCUCAGCUUCACCGAAGGUGACAUAAUCACGCUGCUGGUGCCAGAGGCGCGAGAUGGCUGGCACUAUGGCGAGAACGAGAAGAACAAGAUGCGUGGAUGGUUUCCCUUCUCCUACACACGUGUGCUGCCAGACAGCGAGAGUGACAAGCUGAGAGUCAACCUUCACCACGGGAAGAGCAGCAGCACGGGGAACCUGCUGGAGAGGGAGGACGUGGGUUUCCCGGCCGCCGACUACGGCCUGACGCCCCGCAUGCUGGCCCAGAACCUGGCGCACAGCAGACCCCGCCCCUACAGCGUGGCGUUGCCGGGCUUCUCGCAGCCUGGUCUUGAAACCUAUGAUGACCGCUUUCCUACAAGCAACCGGACACUCUCGGAGGUCUCUUCCCAGCCAGCCACCGCGGAUGACCAGUCUGCUUCAAGCAAGUAGCCGGGCGCAUCCGAAGCGGCCGGCCGGCCUUGAACACCUGGGUUCCUCUCCUGGGUGGCACCUGCUCCCCAUUACCUUCUCGAUGUUCGAUGCGUGAUCUCAAUAGCGCUCUAUGUAGGCCUCUCGAGAACUCCGUUUAAUCUCUCCUCCUUCUGUUUGCUUGUGGUAGCUGCUGUGUAUCUGGUAGCGAUAACGGUAACGGUGGUAGACUUUUUCCUUCUGCGCGGCCUCGUUCGAGACCUUACGGCCGUGGACCUCGUGGCACUGAGCUCGCAGAAAGGCGGGUUUCGCAUCAUCUGCGCAUCCCUGAGUACAGCUAGUCUCUGGUGACCUGUUACCCCUGAGCCCAGUCCUCCAAAGGGGCCAGUGUGCGCGGUUUUUGAUUCGCUGUGAAUAGGCAAACGAAAGCUUUGAAUCUGUAUUAUGUCAUUUUGUCCCCCCCC